GCAUUCCGUGACUUCGGUGCUAUAGUUACUGAAUAGAAAAGAUAAUUCAGCGAUUAUUUGUGGGCAAAGUGUUGUAACAAAGAUGCCCGCUGAUACAGAUAAGCUUUUCGUUCGAUAUGGCGAGCUUGCCCGGGCAAUCACUGGCUCAGGAGUCGAAUAUCUCACGGAGCACUGAAGCUGGAAUCUCGGUAAAUUUGUUGCUGUUCGGUGGAAAUUUGGUGGAACAGGCUUUUGAAGCAGCUAUGGAAGAAAUUCAAGCUAACAAUGAUAACGAGGUUGUAGGGAAAGACAAACAACAAGGAGAUGAGGAAGAAAAUAAAUCAGCAAAUGAGCCUGCUGGAUCAUCCACAGACAACUCUAAUGCGACACAGACAAAAGAACAAGACGAGGUAGAGGGCAGUGAUGGGUUUGAUCAAGUUGAUGCUGCGGCUAUGAUAAGCCAGCCACGCCCAUUGCACAUCACACAGUUAUGGGAUAGUCACGAAAGUCAGCCUGCUGUUAAAGAACAGAAAGGAACAAAUUCUGAAGUUCCUAAAAGAGAAGUUACAAGUACACAAAGCAACUCUAGUUCUGAGGAAGAUUCUGCCGCUGAGAAAGAAGGAAAGAAAAAGAAGUUGAGAAAGAAGAAACAAGCAGGAAAGGGAGAGCAAGAUGACGAAGAGAAAGAUGAACUGAAAGAUAAAGUGAAUAAGCUAACAAGGGAGAAUGAAUCUAUGAAAAAUACUAUUGACAAUCUGAAAAGAGAGAAAUUCUCUUUAGAGGAAAAUCUUGAAGAGGAAAGGAAUAAAAUAGAGAAACUUACAGAUCAACUAAGACAAGAAAAGGAAGAACUCCACAACCAACUUUCAGAGCAAUCAAGUGACCUUGGUAGCAGUUCUGCUUUAGCCAAGGAAAAAGAUGAAACCAUUGCACAGUUAAAACAAGAAAUAGCUCAGCUUCAAGGUCGUAUUGAAACAUUAACAAGAAGUGAGGACGAUACAAAGAAAAAAAAGGAUGAAGUAAUGGCAUCAUCGCAGGAAGCUGCUAAAGAUUACGAGAACAAGAUAAAGGAACUGGAGGCUGACAACAAGGAUAAGGGCCGACAGUUGGAAGAAACAUCAGAAAAUUUGAACCGGUCAUUGACAUCUUUGCGUGAUCAAGAAAAGGCGACCAGUAGCCUGCGGGAAGAGAAUGAAUUACUGAAAAGUUGGGUUUCUUUACUUGAGAAAGAGGUGGCAAGCAGUAAGGAAGAAGUCACAAAAGCACAGAAGGAAAAUUCUAAACUCCAGACCGACCUGAGCAAUGCUGAAACCCGCAGUACUCAUCUGAACAGCACUACUCAGAGGCUCCAGAAAGAGGUCACAAAACUGAUCGAGGAAAACAAAUCGCUAGAAAAAAAAGGUUCAGAAAUUGAGCAAAAAGUCACUCAAGAAGUCCAGAGAAAACUGCAGAAUAGAAUCCGUGAACUGGAGGAAAAAGUGAUUAAAGUCAAUGAGGAAAAGAAAAAAAUCAAGGCAGAUUAUGAUGAAGCUGUUAAAGCUUUAGAAGCUGUUGACAAAGUGUACAGUGUCAGAGAGAAUACUCUUGAAAAAUACAAGGCAGACUAUGAAGAAGCUACUGAUAAGAUCAAAGAAAAUGAAAAAGAGAUUGAUAGACUGAAGAGUGACCUUUCAAAGAAUAAAGAGAAGUUAACAAGAGCUCUGGAGUACAAAGCUGACCGAGAAGAACUCAAAGAUCACCUUAGGAAAAGCAAAGAGGCAAUUGCUUUGCAGCGAGAGGAAACAGAACAAGUCAGGAAGGAUUUGGACGAGGAGCGGCAUGGCUUAAAAAUGGCACAAGCGAGAGCUCAGGAGAGAGGAAGGAAGAUUCAGGUGUUAAACCUGGAACUCACAGAAGUCAAGGACACCUUACAGAUUGCCAGAAAUGUUAUUGAUGAAAAAGAAAACAACAUGAAAAGUUUAAGAGAAAGUUUAGCAGCUGAGAAAGAACAGAAAGCAAAAUUGGAAAAGGAACUGGAAAUCAUUCCGCAUCUAGAGAAAAAACUACAAUACACAGAAGAAGAAAAACAUAGAUUAGAAUGUAGACUGAAAAAUACAGAACUUGAGCUGAAAGAAACUCAAAACAGUCUUGAACAAUCAAUCAGCAAAAGAAAAGAGAUGGAUCAGAAUGUGGACAAUUUAGAAAGAGAUAAAAAGCAUCUGGACAAUGAGCUAGAAGAGAAACGAGUUGAAAUAACAAAUUUGAAAGGGUGUAUAAAAGAACAAGAUCAAGAAAUUGAUAAUAAAUUGAUGGAAAUUGUACAGAUGGCAGACUCAAUGGAUGAUCUGAGAGACCAGCUUGAGGAUGUGUUGACAUCUUACCACAAUGAUCGGGAAUGGUGGAAACAAAGAGCUGACAAGGUGUUGGGAAGGCGACCUAAAAGUGCCCCGCCCAGGAGGAGACCAGGCAAUGAAUUUCCAAAUGGUGGAAUGAGUUUAUCAUCCAGACGUCUUAUGAACAGAAUGGGUGCGCCGCGUCUAAACCAGAGUUACAUUAACAGCAGGCGUAAGGUUACACGACAGAGGCCUGAAGAGCAAACUCCUAAAGUCACAACAAAAGAAAAUGAGGAUGUGGCUGAUGGCAGCCCAGGACACACGUCAGCUCCAGAGACUUCACCCAGACCCCCAAGUACUCCUCCACCCGGCAAGCCAAGACCCAAGCGUCCCGCCUCUUCAUAUGGCAUCAGAUCACACUGGUCGCAUGACGAUGGAAUGUUAGGGAUGGGAUACUAUAGUGACAUGGGCCCUGUCAUGGAGGAGACUGGGUUAAAUGGUUAUGAUGCUGAUGACGAAAUCUUCUCUUCAUGUGCUGUCCACAAAGGUGACAAGGUCAUGAUACAAAGCAAAAUUAGUGGAGAAGAAAAGAUGAAUAUUACCGGAUUAGUGAAGUAUGUUGGUAAACUUGGCAGUGGAGGUGGUGGCAGCAUGUUUGUGGGACUCAAACUUGAUCAACCAGGUAUUUAAAAAAAAAUACUGGGAAAAAAUUAAUCCUUUUUUACCCGUUUAACAGUAAAGCUCGCUAUGCUCCACAGUAUAAAGAUCAACAGUUUUAUCCUAACUUAAGG
Orbicella faveolata is the source of this 3082-nucleotide messenger RNA. RefSeq lists its product as uncharacterized. Lineage: Eukaryota; Metazoa; Cnidaria; Anthozoa; Scleractinia; Merulinidae. The record is from RefSeq and is a predicted model, not a curated record.